Stylonychia lemnae is the source of this 1497-nucleotide messenger RNA. NCBI's taxonomy places the organism in Eukaryota, Ciliophora, Spirotrichea, Sporadotrichida, Oxytrichidae. The record is from the annotation of a GenBank genome assembly.
AUGAAUACGACAUACUAAAGCAUUAACCUCUAUAACGAUUUCUGCUAAUCAAAUUAGCAAUCAGAUUCAAAUAAAAAUCUAGAUAAAUUGGAGAAUAGUUCGUUCUUAAGAACAUAAGCAUCACAACAAAAAAUAAAGAAAUUGGAUAUAAAAAACAUAAACAAACUAAGGUCCGUUUUCUCUCAAUAAAAUCUAUUCGUAAACUAAAACUAAUCGCAGACAGCUAGGACUAUCCCACAUUUUUAAGCUAUAAGGAACAAUAGCAAUGAUCUUAUUAACGAGCAGAAUGAAAAUAUGGAUUUAUAGGUUAAAGGCAUAUUCGCGGAGAAAAAUGAUUUAAAUGAGCAAUCUCUUAAACAGAAAAGCCAAAGUUUUAAGGGUUUUAGUACAUUAUAUCAUUCUAAAGAUAGAAAAAUGGAAUUCCCCAAAAAGACUUUCCUUAGAGGUUUAUUUUAAGAGGACAACUAUCAAUAAUAAAAGCAAGAAUCUGCAAUUAAAGUUGAAGGACAGGCAAAAAUAACUAAAAAUGAAAUAUUACUCAGUAAACUUAAGAACUAAAUGAAGCAACCCAGAUCUGUGGGAUUGAGGAUGAAUGUUAUUCAAGAUUAGUUAGACAUUGUAAAGGCUGGCCAAUCAUUUUUGGAUUCUAUGAUAAAAGAUGGAGAUUGCAAUCCUGAUAUAUUAAACUCAGUCUCACCAUAUAAUAUGUCCAUUUAUGAUGUGGAGUGGAAGAAUGCUUUCAAGAAGCUUUAGAAAAAUCAUAUACCUUCUAUGUUGCCUAAAUUGAGCUCAAGAUAAUAAGGCUCCUCACAUUAUAAUCUUAGUUCAAUUUCAUCUAAGAGAUUAGAUACUGAGAUAUAAAGGGAUACUGAAUAUAUUGAAAAUUUAAAAGACAUAAAUUGCAAUACUUGCAUGACAAAAGAAAACUUCAAAGAAAGAUUUAGGAGUCUUGAACCAAGGACAAUUGAAUUUACCCAUGAACCAUUGAGGACAGUUGAUGAAUAAAAUAUUUUCAAGCCAGCUAGAAAUUCAAAAAAGAGGAUAAAAUACAUUGAAGAGUUAUUGAAAAAGGAAAGUCAGAGUCCUAAUGGUGGUAAAUUUAACCCAUAUUCAGAAAGGGUUAAACCCCUAUAAGUCUACCCGAGAUUAAAGCAAUAGAUAACUUAAAUGAUUGACAGUCAAUUUAGUAAGACUUCUGAUAACUUCAAUGAAUCAAGUGAGUAUUACUUAAGCAAGCGAAAGUUUUCCAAAUAUUUGAACAUAGUGCAAGAAUCAAAUUAGAAAUAGCUUGAGUCUUCAUUUUUAGCCUAGAAAGAAGGCAUUAAUUCUGUAUAAAAUCUUAGCCCACUAAAGAAAAACUCAAAAGGAAGGAAAAACUAUAAAUUUGAAUCAAAGGAAGAGGAAGAUGGCAGCUAUCAAAUGCUAAUGAGAUCCAAGACUCAAUAGCUUAAGACAUUAUUUGAGUAGUUCAGACAAAUUAACAAGUAGCGAAAUUGA